This is a messenger RNA of Nelumbo nucifera (sacred lotus), 840 nucleotides long. The record is from RefSeq and is a predicted model, not a curated record. NCBI's taxonomy places the organism in Eukaryota, Viridiplantae, Streptophyta, Magnoliopsida, Proteales, Nelumbonaceae.
AUGACUAAAUGGUUUGGAACCUUUAGGUACAUUGAGGAAGCUGAGGUCCUCCAUUUGAGUGGUAAUGGCUUCAAUAACAGCAUCCUGCCUUCUUUGGGUGCUCUCAAAUCCCUCAAGAAUCUGUCUCUUAGUGUAAACUCUUUCACAAACCCCUUUCCCUAUGAAGGACUUGGAUUAAUUGCUGGGGAUGCAUUCACAAACCCCUUUCCUUUUGAAGGCUUGGAACCAUUAGAUAGAUUGAAGAAGCUAGUGGUCUUAGAUUUGAGUUUGAAUUCCUUCAACAACAGCAUCCUACAUUCUUUGGGUGCCCUCAAAUCCCUCAAGUAUUUGUCUCUUCAUUCAAACUAUUUCACAAGCCCCUUUUCUUUUGAAGAACUAGCGGGUCUGGAGAACUUGCAAAGGUCGGAUUUGAGUUACAAUGGAAUUGACGACGUUCUUAGACUCCAAGGCUUUAAACACUCAUUGGAUAUGUUGAAUAACCUAAAAGUCCUCGACUUGAGCUAUAAUUCCUUUAGCACAAGUGUUUUGAGAAAGCUGGAGCUCCUUGACAUAUCAUAUAACAAAUACAGCACAUCAAUUCCUCAGUAUAUUAGUCUUCUUGCACCUAAUAUUAAAACACUGUAUCUCAAGCAAAAUGAUCUUAGUGGACCAAUUACUGAUCACGAGUUGGGCACUUUGAGUGAUUUGGAGUUCCUAGACUUGUCCUAUACUUCACUCCACAGCAAUUUAUUGGAGAAUGUAGGAAGAAUGACUUCUCUCAAGUUUUUAUCGUUGGUUGGAAUUUCUCAAUCCAAUGUUACUCGAUUUACUCGACUACCAUUUACGGGUACAACUUAUUGA